CAAUAAGAGGUUUUUCUAGGCCUAAUAUUUUGGCAUUCACAUGCAACGUAAAGAAGGGAAAGGAAUACAGAAAUGCUCGGGUUCAAACUCACGAGGAGACUUGAUCCAGGUCUUAUUAGGUGUACGCAAAUUUUUACGGCUCAAAGGAAUAUUGCAAAUGGAAGCAGAAAUAAACAAACAACACUUGACUACUGCAUUGAACUUGUCAGGACAAAUGACUUUGAGAACUAUCUGUGCACAUUGAGACUUCCUGAUAAAGCAAGACUGGCUGCAUUUGCAAUAAGGGCUUUCAAUGUUGAACUUGCUAAGGUUAAAGACAGCGUGAGUGAUAGACACAUUGGCAGCAUGAGACUGCUGUUUUGGAAAGAUGUAAUCAAUGAAUUAUAUGAAGGAAAGCCAAGGGCACACCCAGUUGUUUUGCUCCUUGCUCAGGUGAUCCAAACAAAUAAGCUCAGCAAAUCAUGGUUCAGUCGUUUGAUUGCAGCGAGGGAAAAAACCCUGGAUGAUAAACCAUUCAUGACAAUAGAAGAAAUAGAGAUGUAUGGUGAAAAUUCCGUCUCGCCAGUUCUAUACUUAAUUUUAGAAAGUUUAGGAAUAAAGGAUAUAAAUACAGAUCACGUUGCCAGUCACAUUGGACGUGCGAUUUCCUUGACAACCGUUUUACGAGCUGUGCCAUUCAACGCACAGAGGCGAAAAGUAUUCCUUCCUGUGGAUUUAUUGAUUAAGUAUAAACUGCCACAAGAGGAUAUUAUUCGACAUAAAAAUCCACAAAUCUUAUCAGAUCUAGUGUAUGAAGUUGCCAGCCAGGCCUUUUUUCAUCUUGAAAAGGCGAGGAAUUUGAAGAACGGCUUGUCGAAAGAAGCGCGAAAAGUAUGCUUGUCUGCGGUGCCGUGCGCAUUUUACUUGGAUAAAAUACAAAAACUGAACUUCGACGUUUUUCAUCCUAAAUUACAGCAAAGAGACUGGAAACUAGCGGUCAGCAUACUGUCUCAAUCAAUUUUAAGCACAUUUUGAAGCUGGUUUGCCUAUCUCUUGUGUAUCUAAACUUCCUUUGAAGUAAAUUUUUUUCUGAGUCCUGUAACGAGGACCACCGAGAGGUUAUGGAGGUCCUGGGGCAAAACCGAAAGGCGAAAUUUUUGUGACCACGCACUUUGGAUUUGCUUAAAUUCAAUCAUUUUCUGGCAAUCGUUUGAAUAUUUAACCAUUAUGGUGUUACUUUUAAUUAAUUCUAUUUUAAAAACGGAAUUCGAUACUUUAUGAUGCCCCCUAGACAUCGAGGCCCUUUGGCAAUUUGCCUUCUUGCUCCCCCCCCCUCUCAGUGGCCCUGCCUGUAACGAUCACUGGUUUUUAACUGUCGUAUAAGUUGAUGUGAGAUGACUAUAUAAAACUGACAUAAGAACAAAGUCGCUGCUUUUUGCAUUGUAUCCCGGUGUCUGCAAAUUAGCCUGUGCCUCAGUCUACAAAUGGGGCGCAGGACUGGGGCGCAGGACUAGGGCGCAGGACUGGGGCGCAGGACUGGGGCGCAGGACUGGGGCGCAGGGCUGGGGCGCAGGCUACUGCAAAUGCAACCUCCCUAUAAGUUCUUAGAUUCUCUCGUAGUAUCGUCUUCUCCCAUGUGCUGCUAUUUUCUACUUAGCAGACUACUGCUGCUAUUUUCUAUUUACCAAAUCUACAAAUUCUACUUAGCUUUUCAAUCAUUGUAACAUCAAAAGGUUUUUGAAGGCAAACUUGUUACAUUUUUGACAUCAAAUGUUUAGAUCAAUAAUGCGAAAGUAGGUAGAAACGAUUUUUGUUUGUUGAAUGAUGACAAAGUUUGUAGAUUUGGGGAAAAUCAAAAUCAUUGGUAAUGAAAAUACUAAAAACAGGAAAAAACGAUACGUUAAUGUUUUCUUUGUUCCUGACGUAGCUAUUCAUUCGGUUGUCUUCUUCUUCGGGAUGUUGUUUACAGCUUCACCAAUAUUCUCAAAGUUCUUUGGUUGCUUCUUAGCAACUUCGAAUUGAGUCAUGUGUUCAAAUAAUCCAUUCUGAAUAACACGUGAUCGACUAGCUUCAGCUGAUUGGUAAAAGCAAAGACAAGUUCACCAAUGAGUGAUUCGCAUAUAACGUUGUAGAUGUUAUUGUUUAAACUCAUUCGACACCAAUUUAAGAAGUUUCGAGGCGACCUUCUCUGAUUAAGGCGAUUACUUGAAAAAUUCAAUGUUUUUUAUUUCAAUGAUACCAGCUAGAAGUGCUGUUUAGGUUUUUUGUUUUCUCAAAAAUGUCCUCCUCUGCUCUUUGCUUUCCUUGGGUCCGGUUGAUACAAACUAAGUUGCGAUUUUUACUGCCGAAUAUUCACUCGUAAAUCCCAUGUUGUGUCCUUGAAUCAAUUAUUUCCACCUUCCAUGCUUGUCGAACAUAUAUUUUCAGUUUUCGCACGAUCAUUUGCUUCAUGUCUGGAUUCCUCUCUACCGCCGAGCAUAACUCUGUAUAACUUUUAGGAUUCAGUUCGCACAAAAUGUCAGCAAAUGCUUUGAAGAGGUCCACUCUUUGCUCCUUUUUCAGAUGGGUUAGAAUUGUCGCCACAUCUUCUUGUGUCGAUUUACAUGUAAUGGCGGCAACAGUUCCACCGAAUAAUCCUCCGAGAACUACUCCCAUCGGCCCGCCACAGAUGCCGCCGACUGUCGCCGAUGUGCCUGUUAGUAUGCCGCCCUUUGCAUCGUGAUGCACCAUGACGCGGAUAUCUUUUUCGCUUGCAAGCAAGCUGAGGAACGAUACGAAAUCUUCUGGACUGACACUCAUCUCUACCUUUUCUGAUCUUGUUACUGUGUGAACUUUUUCUGUUGAUGGUAUAUGUGAAGCGAAAUCUAGAUAAUAGACCCUUGUACUGUCAAUUUCAAUAAAACCACACAUAAACAUGCGGAUUGGUGUCGAAACUGAAUUUUGUGAACAAACGAAAGGUCUUUUACCGAGUUUAAUGCAAAUGAGAUAAUACGAAAUUUCUGCCUUUGCUUCUAAACAGACCACGUGCCCGUUCAAAGUUCGCAUUCCGGAGACCCAUAAUGCGUUGCUAUGCGAAUCUCCAGCCGUAUGUUUUCUUUUGUUUGAUAAAUGCGCAGAAGGUUGAAUAUAAUUUCGCAUUUAAAACCUUUAAAAAUUAGUUCUUCAAAGUGAAGACUUCGCUAAAGACUUGAAAAUUAAUGAAACGAAGUUUUCAUGUAAAUAGAUUUCACAAGUAAAAUCUAUUGUGUUUUGUUUAGGAGCAGGAUGUAUAGAUCGUGGACAAGUUUUCUUUUGUCAAGGAAAAUCAUAAUUGAUGUCUUAUAAAUUAUAUUGGCAUAGUUUGGCCCGAACAACAAAUGCCCUUCACGGAUUUUUGCAGAAUGUAACGAUGCAACAUUUUGCAAAUAAAAAAUCAGUUGUUGCUUCGAUUGAAAAUGUACUUUAUAAAAAGGAUAUCAAUCAAAACAAAGUCCUUGACAGUUUAGGAGACUUUCUUUGACAAUUCAUUUGGUUUUUGACUUAAAUAGUUCGAAGUUAUCAGUUUCGCUUUUUCUAGUUUCCUUCUUUGAUGUUGUUAGCCUAUUCCAAUUUACCCACGAUUAAAUUACAAAUGGCUCUGAAAAAAGCAAAUAUGUUAAAACAUGCUGAAGCUUUUGGUCCGACACAAUAAUUAACGAUAGUUCUAAGCUAUAAUGUAUAUAUACCCAGUUGUCAAUCGAAAAAGGCCAAUCCGAAAUGCAAGCAUAAGACUGUAGAGAUUGCCCAAUCAGUGCCACUUGCAUAGAAUUACCAAAAGAGUCGAACGCUGAAAACUGACCUGUUCUGUCCGCACAGACUCUGUUUAUUUCAAGGAUUUUCCAUUACUGCAAAAGUCAGUCUAAAAAGGUACUUUUGGGUCAAAAGUGGGCUCGAAAUCUAAGUUUGUAUUAUAGAAUUUUGUUUGAGAAAAUGAAUCCGUAACGGUAAGCUUCGACCAUAUUCUGGAGAGAAUUACAAUUUUUAAGCCUGCAGAACUUCGUCUCAUAGGCGAAGUGAAACUGUUUGUUAGCUUCCGCAAGUUAAGCCAGCAAUGUCUGCAUCUGCAGAGAGAACUUACUCGAUGGCUAGACGGCUAAAAACCAGGCUUCGUUCGAAUAUGAAAAAUGCAGAUUCAAUAACCUUGCAAAUUUGAACUUUCAUAAAAAAUAUAGCAGAUAUGAUGUUCCUCGUGGACCUUCCUAACGUUUUUGCUCUAAAUGAAAACAGGCAUUGCAACUUUGGAAAUUUCACUCUUAGUGAUUUUUUGUGGUAACAGUUCUUCUUGACUGGAGGCCUUUUGUUGUUCUUUUAUUUUAUCUUGCUUGAUGAAUAAGUUGCUAUUCCUUUUCAAAGUAAUUAAAAUAUUCUCUGAAUCAGACUAUUUAUAUAUAAGGAUGGAAAGAAGCAUCGCCCUCAGCUAAGCCCUCCUCUAGUGCACGGUCCCUGCUGCCAGGCCGUAUAACAUAAUCUCAUCAUGUUUACAAAAUCUUUUCUGGCUAGGGAAUCAGAUGGUUACAAAAGUAAGGUCAUUUUAAGACCAUUUAAAUUUAAUAGACAAUAAUAACAAGUCGCAUGUAAGUAAAUCUAUAUUAGCCAUUUCAAAAUUAUCAAAACUUGAACAAAGAUCAACAUUUUUCUAGCUUGAUUUCUUUUUCAAUACACUUUCUACUCUCAUCAAUGCUUUUAUCUGUCCUUUUUUUGCUAGUAAACUAGAGUAUUAUGUUGCCUACGCCUGGAGUAAAAGACCUUAGGAAUGAGGGGUGUGACAACACCUUGAAUAAAAUUAUGUCGCAAAAACAUUUUUCCAACUGUCAUUAAACCUGGUUCCUUGAUAUGUUAUGCUAAUUUAUUAAAAAAAUGACACAAAUUUAGAGCUUUUGUAAAUUCUGCCAGUUGCUCUUUCCUGUUGGAUAGGCUUCCUGGUGCAUUUCAUCAUUGCACAUAUUUCAUUAAUAACUGUACAAAUUGGUCAUCACUACUGUAUGUUAAAUUUCUCCCAUUUCACAGUAGCUGUAUUUUUAUUUUCACU
Messenger RNA from Rhopilema esculentum, 5026 nucleotides. Its product is annotated as NADH dehydrogenase (ubiquinone) complex I, assembly factor 6. The record is from RefSeq and is a predicted model, not a curated record. Lineage: Eukaryota; Metazoa; Cnidaria; Scyphozoa; Rhizostomeae; Rhizostomatidae. Gene Ontology annotation, biological process: biosynthetic process.